AGGCCUAUCCGGCUAUUGCAUUUUUCACGUCCUUCAGGGCAGGUUUAUAGGACACUUGUCCAGCGGUGAACCCUAUUCUGACCUGUCCCGACUCAAAUACACGCCCCCUCAAAUGCCUCACAAAACAGCUUCUCGUCAUCAUGCUUCCCAAAGACCUUAAGCAUCAGAUCCGGAAGAUACGAGGUACCGAAAUUACACAUGCCGACAUUCAGGCUCUUCUUCCUUCUGAAAGCCAGAGAAAGAUCACUGGUACAAGUAUCAAUGCAUACGGCGCAUGUACGGAAGACAUGCAUGAAGACAGAGAUUUCUGUAUAUUUAAUUCGUGGAUCGCGCCAAUCGCAUCUGGCCAAGUAAAAUCAGGGAUUGCCUAUGGCACAAUUCAUGGUCACAUACAUGCAUCUGCUUAUACAGACACGUCUUUAGACGAGCUCCUUGCACGUCCACGUUGGGCAUUCCCAUUAUGUGGUGGCAAGCCCCAACACUGGGUCCUUGGCAUCAUUGACUUCACCCGGAAUGAGAUUGCUGUGUUUGAUAGUAUUCCGGAGCUGAACUCGAUGAACGAAUGGGCCGAAAACAUGCUCGUCAAAGCUGUAAAUGCAGUGAUGGCAUGCCUUGGAAAACCUGUCUUAGAAUGGUCACCUGUAUAUUGGAAGCGCAAGGUAUACUCACCUCUUGAAUAUCACGGACAAAUAGAUGGAUGGUCGUGCGGGCUAUUUGUUAUGAUGGCAAUAGAUGUCUUUGUCGACAAUGGAAGCUAUGACUCUGUGACAGACGACAAGAAAGACGCCAUGAAAAAUAAAGCUCUCGAGACAUUGAUGACGCUACCCGUGAUUCGUGUAUCGAAGAAGGCAACCUGUGACAGCGAAGAUGAUGAACCUGUUGAGAUAGUCAAUCAGACAAAGGCGUCAACAGCACUGUUCCCCACCACCUCGAAUGAAUUGAUACCAGCUGAAGUGCAAAAGGUGUCCCAUGCUAGUUUCCCAGACUCAAAAAUACUUGGCAAGCGAAGUGUUAAUGGCAGCAAGGAGACUGAUGAUGCCAGUGAUGGGAGCAACACUGACGAUGAGAAACGAUUGAAGAAACGUUCCAAGGCCACAUCUGGAGCACGAGGAGCAAAGAUAUUGUUGAGCCAAUGA
This is a messenger RNA of Suillus discolor, 1136 nucleotides long. RefSeq lists its product as uncharacterized. Lineage: Eukaryota; Fungi; Basidiomycota; Agaricomycetes; Boletales; Suillaceae. Gene Ontology annotation, molecular function: cysteine-type peptidase activity. The coding region runs from base 141 to 1136 and encodes 331 amino acids. Gene Ontology annotation, biological process: proteolysis. The transcript is spliced from 4 exons. The record is from RefSeq and is a predicted model, not a curated record.